AGUCUCCGGCGCAGCUCAGUCUGCCGCCUCCCGUAUCCAAACGCACAGUGACGGAGCCGCCGACAGAAUUCAUAAUGUUUUAUAUAGGAAAAUCUCCAGGGUUUGCCCGAGAGGCGUUGCCUGAUAGUCUGAUAGUCUGACAUGAAGAGUAUACGCGGAUUGUUCCUCCUUCAGCAGCUGUUGUGAGAUGUUCUGCGUUUGCCAUGGCACGAGGUCUGUUUCCAUGGGGGUUCUUCAGAAAGCCUCUGUACAUCCAGACCAGAUUUUCCUACCUACACAUGAAGUACCUGUUCUUUUCCUGGCUGGCAGUGUUUGUGGGGAGCUGGAUAGUCUAUGUGGAGUACUCGUCCUACACAGAGCUGUGUCGUGGGCGCGACUGCAAAAAUUCAAUAUGCGACAAAUACAAAAAGGGAGUCAUUGAUGGCUCGGCCUGCAGCAGCCUGUGUGAGAAGGACACGCUUUACUUGGGGAAGUGUUACACUGCCAAUGCCAACAGCCAGGUGUACUCUGGGAUCUGGGGAGAUCUGGAGGGAGUCAUUAAGUGCCAGAUGGAGGAGGUGCCACAGUAUGAUUUGGGGGGUGAGAUGGAGCUCAGGAAAGGGACUACGGCCUUCAACAAGCCCAGCGAGGGGACGUCUGUGGAGAAGUUCAGGGAGAUGAUUCUCAACCACUUAAAGGCUAAAGUGGGGGAUCAGGCAAACCUUGCAGACCUGGCAACACAAGUAUUGUCCAUAACAGAUGCCAACAAGGACGGGCAUAUCUCACUGCCUGAGGCUCGCUCCACGUGGGCUCUGCUGCAGCUGAAUGAGUUCCUGUUAGCUCUAGUCCUGCAGGACAGAGAGCACACACCCAAGUUGCUGGGCUUCUGCGGGGACCUGUAUGUGAUGGAGAAGGUGCCGUAUUCUCCUCUGUACGGGAUCAGUCUUCCCUGGAUCAUGGAGGUGUGGAUUCCUGCUGGUCUGCGUCGCAGCAUGGACCAGUGGUUCACCCCCUCCUGGCCACACAAGGCCAAGAUCUCCAUCGGACUGCUGGAGCUGGUCGAGGACAUUUUUCACGGCACUUUUGGCAGCUUCCUCAUGUGCGACGUGAGCGCCAACACUUUUGGGUACAACGACCGACAUGACCUGAAGGUGAUGAACGCACAGUAUAUUGUUCCUGAAGCCACCUUCCAAGAGAUCAUCAGGCAGCAGCGCUGUGAUGUGGACGAGGACUGUCUCUACGGGGCAGACUGCCUCACCUCCUGCGACCUCACCAAGCACCGAUGUACACCCGAGGUCACCCGGCCAAACUUAGCCAAAGCCUGUGAAGCGCUCAAGGACUACAUACUGAGAGGAGCCCCGUCGGAUGUGAGGGAGGAGCUGGAGAAGCAGCUGUACGCUUGCAUCGCACUGAAAGGUUCAACAGAGCAGAUGGAAAUUGAGCACUCACUGAUUCUGAACAAUCUCAAGACUCUGCUGUGGAAGAAGAUCUCUCACACUAAAGACUCGUAAUAUAUCAGCAAGUGUUGCACAAAGGCACAAGACCGGCUCCUGUCCCUGGAAAGGUUUUAAUAAAAGUGUUGACUCUUUUUACUGUGAAAACAACAGACUAGUUUCCUCGUAUUUAUCUCUACAUAUAUGACUGAAGCAUUUUAUCCUGCAGGAAUGUCACUUUCAUUUUACAGUAAUUCAUGUAAUACUUUGUUUAUAUACUGAAGGAACAUGAGUAAGUGCAAUUUUUUGAAACCAAGACAGAUAUAAUAAAUUUGACUUAAAAACUAUGGUAGCCCAAAAAGUGUUGAAAUGUUUGCAGUGUCUGCUAUACUAGAAACCAUAAAGAGUAUUUUGUGAAGUAAGAUGACUGAUUGCUUCAUGUCUUAUUUCUCAUGUUGCAGAAGUUGCCCGACAAAUCACAGGUUUGUGUUGAAGCAUGCAGAGGCUGCUCAAAUCUUAGCUUGUUAUUUUUAUGACCAGCAUAAGAUCCAAAAAAGGUCAAAGAAACUACAAAUAAAAUUAAUAUUCAAUAAUCCUAUUUGCAUUUUAGUUUUCAUCUUCAACGAUGCUAAUUAUCAAAAUUCAGAUUAAAAAGAAAAUUUGAAAACUAAAAUGCAUUCAUAGAAAUGCUUUUUAAUCUUCAGGAUGAAUACGAAUUUUUUUUAAGUAAAAAAAAAAUGAAAAUUUUAAAUUUUUGAAUUUUCUUAUUUGAAUUUUGAUAAUUUAGGAGGGUGUAUUUUGAAAAUUAAAAAGUAAAUGUCAUUCUUUCAUUUAAUUGUGUGACAUUUAGCUUUGUUAUAGUGCAAAUAUGAUUAUUGAGUAUUCAUUGUCAAAUAAUGCAAACAUUUAGAAAAUAAAAAAACGAACCAAUUCUAAUUUUCGUUUUCAUCUUAAUUUUGGUACGUAUAUGCUUCCAUAAAGAAGGUCAUUUUACAGGCUACAAAGGAGUUUUAGUGCAGAAUAAAAAACCACAUUGUAGGACUGAACUCUUUUUGAUAGAUUUAUUAGAACAAAAGUAUUUUGCACUUGGAACGGAGUCGACUGACGCCUCAAUCUGAAGCCUCCUGUUCCUGUGCCCGGAGGAAGCUGGCCUUCUUCUGGGCGACGCGGUCUUUCCUCUGGCCGAGAGAGAGCUUAGCACGGUUCCACCUGGGACACAGAACAAACAGGAUUGGUAUUUGUAGCUUUUGAAGCGGACAUGAACAGGUGAUCAGAUGUUUCAGGUGUCUCAUAACCCACGUGCGUACCAAACACUAUUCUGUAAUGUUCUCUCACUUUGCCCGAAGUCAGAGACGACCUACAGACAACUAGCACCCUCACAUUAAACAGAGUCCUCACUCUUCACAAGUUUCAUUUCUGAGGCCCUGAAACCAACAUUUACACCGUUUAAAAAACUUUGGGCUUGAGCUCCUCUCACCUCUUCUUCUUGAUUUCUUUGGGAGGCUUCUUUUCUUUGACGGGGUUCUCACGAAUGGUAGCAUGAGCCUUCAGGUACAUUGCCUCAAUCUGAAAGAAAGAAAACCAGUCAAAUGUGUGUCCAGAAGUUCACUCUGUAUGUCCUCUUUAGUUACCAUUUAUCUUUCUUUAUCUUUUACACCUUUAUUUUAAAGAGGAGAGGACAGUGGAUAGGGUAGGGAAGUGGGAGAGAGGGGGGGAAUGAGAUGCAGGAAGGAGGCUGCAGGCUGGACUCUCACCCCGGCCACCCGCUACAUGGGCACGUGACUUAACCAUUAGGCCAAGUCUACGCUCAGUAAAUAGAUUUAGAAGACCUUCUAUAUUUCAAAGUUUGAUCUCAAGAACUUAAAUGAAAAAGGUGAAGCAAAUGUAUGAUCUUGCAUCUUGCAGUUUAGUAAUGACUAGUUUAGUUUAUGUUCAGACUCUCUGGUUUGACUGCACACAAUGCAGGAGAUAGUGAAUAUAUUUCUUCAACUGUGUGGUUAAAAUGAUGCUUUGCAGCUGUAUUUUUAAAUAAAUGCAGAAUCUGCAGAAAUGUGUGCAAAAUUAGUAUGCAAAUUGGUAUUAAGAGCAUAUAACUUAUAAAGGUUAAAAACUAGGCACCAUUUUAAACCUAUUGAUUGAUAUUUACUACAAUUGUAUUCAAACUUUUAAAAAAAAACAACAGUUUUCUUUACAUUUGUAUACAAAAUAAAACUGUUAAUGUCUUUG
Messenger RNA from Notolabrus celidotus (New Zealand spotty), 3638 nucleotides. RefSeq names its product divergent protein kinase domain 1A-like. The record is from RefSeq and is a predicted model, not a curated record. NCBI's taxonomy places the organism in Eukaryota, Metazoa, Chordata, Actinopteri, Labriformes, Labridae. The coding region runs from base 204 to 1490 and encodes 428 amino acids. The transcript has 5 exons.